Messenger RNA from Nymphaea colorata (pocket water lily), 1620 nucleotides. Its product is annotated as disease resistance protein TAO1-like. Gene Ontology annotation, molecular function: ADP binding; protein binding. Gene Ontology annotation, biological process: defense response. The transcript is spliced from 3 exons. The record is from RefSeq and is a predicted model, not a curated record. The coding region runs from base 1 to 1620 and encodes 539 amino acids. NCBI's taxonomy places the organism in Eukaryota, Viridiplantae, Streptophyta, Magnoliopsida, Nymphaeales, Nymphaeaceae.
AUGCCAAUAAACGACAAGGACGACGGCAUCACCAAGAUCAGAAACAGAAUUGGAGACAUGAAAGUGCUUGUAGUUCUUGACGAUGUUGAUCAUAAAGACCAGCUCGAUGCGCUGGUCGGCAGCCAGUCAGGUUGGUUCAGUAGCGAAAGCAUAACCAUUGUCACUUGUAGAGAUGAAAGCAUCUUUAAGGGACGACAGAAAGUCAUCUAUAUGGUUCCGGAAUUGGAUCCUGCCCAACUGCUUAAACGUUUCAGUCAGCAUGCAUUUAAGCAACCCGAGCCAAAAUCAGAUUGGAGAGGUGAAUUGUCGAAGAAAGUUGUGUCAAUUGCUGGUGGGAUACCUCUGUGCCUCCAAGUAUUUGGGAGCCUCUUCUCUGACAUUAAAUCCAUUGAAGGAUGGGAGUCGAAGCUGGAGCAAUUAAAACGGGAUCAAAAUGAAGAAGUCCAUGUUAGGUUAAAAAUAAGCUAUGACAGCCUUGAUACUAAAAAACAGCAGAUAUUCUUGGACAUAGCAUGUUUUCUUAUCGGUUGGGAGGAUUGGAUGCAAGUUUACCCAGGGGAAUUGGAGAGAUGGGAAGAGAGGAAACAAAAGAAAGAAUACGCAAUGCUCAUGUGGGAAGGUUCCAGACUUUACCCAACUGAUGCAAUUGAAGAGUUGCAGCGUAAAUUUCUAAUCAGCAUAAAUGAUGAGCAUGGCACAUUUGAAAUGCAUGAUCAAAUACGAGACAUGGGAAGAAAUAUUGUCCAGCAGGAGCCGGUGGCAACCAGAGGUGAACUACUCGCGGACAUUCAGCCAAUUGAAAGUGCUUAUUCUCAAGAAUUGCAAGAACCUCAAGAGCUCCCCGAUUUUAGGCUGAUUCCAAACGCAACCAAAUUUGUAUUUGAAGGGUGCACCAAGCUUGGUCGAGUCCACGAAUCGAUCGGCGAUCUCCAAAGGUUGGUGCGCUUGAACUUGGGAGACUGUCGUUCUCUAAAGAAAAUACCUGAUAGCAUCUGUCGCCUAAGUUCUUUGGAGAAGCUCGUCCUCAGCGGGUGUUGGUCACUGGGAGAACUCCCAGAAGAGAUUGGCAGGUUGACAUCUUUAAAGGUGCUCCAAUUAGGCCCAGGGGAUAUGCAAAGACUUCCGGAGUCUGUUGGCCUGUUGACAAACCUGCAGGAGUUGGAAGCCAUCCUUUGCACGGAUUUGAAGACCAUCCCAGACAUUUCAAAUUUGCAAGCCCUGAGACGUUUACGUCUGAGCGGAUGCUCACAGCUGAUGGAUGUUACUGGCCUUAGCAAACUGAGAUGCCUAGAGUCCCUGCAACUCAACGGCUGUAAUGCACUAAGGGACAUGAAUGACAUGAUGAAGGAGGCCAAAUUCGAACAUUGCAAAUAUCUCAGCAUUCCUGGACAGCAGAUUGAUUAUUCCCGCUCCAAAUCCACAGGCGGAUGGGCAUGGUUGGUGACGGAAUCUUUUGCUCUCCCCAAUGUGCCCCGCCCAGGCAGGACUGGAGUUGUUGUUGAGGGCCUCGUGCCACGGUCUUAUACAGUAACCCAGGUUAAGGCCGAGAGGCAUGAUAGUUCUACGAUAAUCUUUGAAGAGGCAGAAAGUGAUGAGGCACAGACUGAACCGGAGAGGUGA